UAUUUUAUUUUGAGAGAGAGAGAGAGAGAAUAUUCACAUUUCACACAACUCAUCUUUGCGAUGAAUUAAUUAAGUGUAGCACGCUAACUCUUGUUCUUAUCCUCUUCUUGCAGACUGAGCUUUAUGAUCGAAUUGGUCACUUACGUUAUCUCCAUCUGAAAUAUAGAGUCAGUUACCAAAUAAUUUAAUCAUGGCGGAAUUUAUAGUGCCUCGCUUGUACUGCUGCUGUAAUUGUAGAAACCAUGUUUCACUUCAUGAUGAUAUUAUUUCCAAGGCUUUUCAGGGAAGAAAUGGCCGAGCCUUUCUGUUUUCCCAUGCAAUGAAUGUUGUCACUGGGCCAAAAGAAGACAGGCAUCUCUUGACUGGCCUCCACACUGUUGCUGAUGUUUACUGCGGUGAUUGUCGUGAAGUGCUGGGUUGGAAGUACGAAAGAGCGUAUGAGGCAUCCCAGAAGUACAAGGAAGGAAAAUUCAUUCUUGAAAAGUCAAAAAUUGUUAUGGAGAACUGGUAGCAUUCCCUUCUGCAGCUUUGUUCCCCAAUCCAUUCAUUUUAUUUAUGAUGUAGAUUUAUUCAUGCUUUGGGAUGUGCACAAUGUACAGGAAGUACUCAUCUUUACCUAUUUUGGAUUUGUCAUUGCUUAUCCAAUUUCAUUAUAUUCCUCAUGUUGUGACUAGAAGUGAUAUUGUAAUAUAAUCUGUUCAUUCCUUGUCAAUAAUAUCGUGUAUUCAUUUUCUGGUCUA
Molecule: messenger RNA, 740 nt
Organism: Medicago truncatula (barrel medic)
Lineage: Eukaryota; Viridiplantae; Streptophyta; Magnoliopsida; Fabales; Fabaceae
Product: protein yippee-like At4g27745
Exons: 2
Coding region: 191-511 (106 amino acids)
Source: RefSeq, a predicted model, not a curated record